This is a messenger RNA of Acaulospora colombiana, 699 nucleotides long. Lineage: Eukaryota; Fungi; Glomeromycota; Glomeromycetes; Diversisporales; Acaulosporaceae. The record is from the annotation of a GenBank genome assembly.
AUGAAUCGGAGUGUAGAAGAAAUCUCAAAUGAUCCUUUGGUGAUCCAGAGAGUGAUCGUCGGUCCUGAUUUAACUCCCGAAAGGUUCGUUGAGAAAGUGAAGGCCCGUUCCCUUAACCGCAGCACGCUGGCCAAGGACAUCUUCGAUAUUGUCGUUCGAGAGGAAGUGGCGAACGAAGUCGAUCCCGGAGUCUUGAGAUUCGUGUCCACCAAACUCUGGAUGAAAGCAAAUUCCCAAGUGAAGAGAGAUUACAAAGGUUGGUAUACACAAACCAUUGAGAAAAUGAACUUCAGACAAUUCCCUGGUGCACAGGAUCCUUGUGUUUCAUCGAACAACCCGUUGGUUCAAAAUUUUCUGGAAAAUAUGAAUUAUGGUAAUAUAUCACCACCGGCGUUGGAUGAUCCCCUAAGGAUCCUCGAUCAUUUUAAAUAUAGGGUGAGGAAGAUGAAUGCUAAAAUUAUAUUGGAACUAAAUGUGUUGCAAGAGGCAAAACGGCUACGGGUAAACGAUCGCAAUGUGACCAACGAGGUGAUUUGCAUCAUAUGGAAGAGGGCUACGACGCGAGACAUCUAUUUGUGGAAGCAGGUGUCGGAAAAUGCCAAGAGCCAUGUCACGGUGAAAUUUCCGUUAAUGAGGAUUGAGGCAAAUGCCAAACAUUUUAACGGAGAGGCGGGAAACUUUGAAACCACUUUGAAAUAA